GUUAAGCAAGACAUGCAGAGAGGGAGAGAGAGAGAGAGAGAGUUUGAGAGUUCAGAAUUGCACUACAAUGUCUGCGGUGGCUUCUCUGCUGUAAGCACACAAAGGUUAUGCUGCCCAAAAGCUGUCUGAGUCCCAGUGAGAAAGAGAAGGGCUAAAGCCACACCGAUCCAAACCAGCUUUCCAGAGCCUCUCCAGCAGCAACUCCACUGCGGAGCCAUGAGCAACCCCAGCGCUCCCAACCAGAUUACAGACGCCGUGACAUCGGUUGUUCACAGCCCAGAAGCCCCUGCCGCCUCAUCACUACACGGGACUCCACGCCCCGAUGAGGAGGAUGAUGGGGACCUGAACAAAGCCUUGGGCGUCCAGCGCUUCCAGCAGAUCCUCAGUCCUGCUUCUGUGGUACCCGAUGAACAGCACCACAACUACCAUGAGGAGGACAUUGAUUUCCACCGUCGCUCCACACACUCACAUCCCCGACCUCUGUCCAAACUGCCCCCAGAGGGACGCAGGAAGAAGAGCAACAAGAAACGGAGAAAAGACAAAGAUCACAAAAGCAGCCAGGUUCCCAGCAGUGGCCCCAUAGAGGAGGGGGAGGAUGAAGAUGAGGAGGAGGAGGAGGAGGGCACGGAGACAUCUUCUGCUCCAGCUGAGUCGGAGAAAGUCAAAGAUGUGGAGUUCUUUGUUUCCGAUGAAGACCAUGCGGCCAAAGAGAUGACUCACGCAGCCCGUGAGCUGGAUAUCGUACCAAAGUCUGGGGAAGGAGCAGAUACUGAAGAUGCCUCUUCCUCAGAUAAGCCAGUCUCCCCCGACGCUUCGACCUCCACCACUCCCCAGGCCAUAGCUCCUGAACACAUACCACUGGCCAGGGUGUCCUCCGCCAGUCGCAGCUACGACUUGCAAGAGCGCCGCCGCACAGGCAACAUGACGGGUGCAGAGCAGGCCAAGUACCAGCGCAUCCCUACUGACGAGAGCGAGGCUCAGACGCUGGCCUCCGCUGAUCUGGACGGCAUCAAGAGUCAUCGUUUUGAAGAUGUUCCCGGCAUGCGCAGACACCUGGUCAGAAAAAGCACCAAGGGCCAAGUGGUGCACACUGGCAAGGACCAUAAAGAGCCGACCACUCGCAGCCGUAAACAGGACCGAACCCCACAUGAGUCGUUACCGGUGGUUGUGUACCGCUCCGCCUCACGGCAAGAAGGCGUCCUGCUGGACGUGGGCUCCGGUCAAAUGGCUCGGUACCAGAAGGUGUUUGUGGAGCUGAAUGAGCUGACUAUGGACAAGAACCAGGAGAUGCAGUGGAAGGCAGACGGCUUCCGAUGGAUCAAGUUUGAGGAAGACGUGGAGGAGGAGACCGACCGCUGGGGGAAACCUCACGUGGCCUCACUGUCUUUCCGCAGUUUGCUGGAGCUCCGAAAGACCAUCUCACAUGGUGCAGUGCUGCUGGACCUCGACAAAACCCUGCCUGGCAUCCCCCACCAGGGGGAGCAGAAGAUAUUUCUGACCAAAUCAAAAGCUGAGGACCGAGCCAACGUCCUAGGGGCCCUGCUGCUGAAACACAGUCACCCGAGUGAUGAGAAGGAGCACAGUAGCCCUUUCCCCAGGAACAUUUCCGCAGCCAGCCUGGGCAGUCUGAUAACACACCACCACAAUGCCAAUCACACCCAUCAGCCAGAACCAUCGGUGACCGACCCGCUAAUGGGCACCACCCACGUCACCGGGGACACCGACACGCGCAUAGACGUGGAGAAAAACGAAGUACAGCAGAAGGAGCCGACCUUGAUGUCCGGUAUGCAUCGGUCCAAAUCCAAACAUGAGCUGAAGCUGCUGGAGAAGAUUCCUGAAAAUGCUGAGGCCACUGUUGUUCUUGUGGGCAGCGUGGACUUCCUGGAGCAGCCCACAAUGGCGUUUGUGCGGCUGCAGGAGGCGGUGGAGCUGGAGUCUGUCCUUGAGGUCCCCGUGCCGGUCAGGUUUCUCUUUGUUUUGCUAGGACCCCCCACCACCAGCAUGGACUAUCACCAGAUAGGACGUUCCAUCUCCACACUUAUGUCUGACAAGCAAUUUCACGAAGCAGCCUACCUGGCAGACGACCGGCAGGACCUGCUGAACGCCAUCAACAGCUUCCUGGACUGCAGCAUCGUGCUGCCGCCUUCAGAGAUGGGAGGCGAUGAGCUGCUGCGCUCUGUGGCCCGCUUUCAGAGGGAGAUGCUGCGCAAGCGGGAGGAGCAGGGGGUCAAACUGAUGGCCAAGGAGCCAAAAAGCUUUGAAGAAAAAGAGGCCCUCCUCACACCCUUGAAAAAGUCAGACGAUCCCUUAAAGCGCACCGGACGUCCCUUUGGUGGGCUGAUACGAGAUGUGCGGCGCCGUUACCCAAAGUACCUCAGUGACUUCAAGGACGCCCUGAACAGUCAGUGCAUGGCUGCCGUUAUCUUUAUCUACUUUGCUGCCCUCUCUCCAGCCAUAACAUUCGGAGGCCUACUGGGUGAGAAGACGGAAGGUCUGAUUGGUGUUUCUGAGUUGAUUGUGUCAACAGCAGUGCAGGGUGUGAUCUUCUGCUUGCUCGGAGCGCAGCCGCUACUCGUUGUGGGCUUCUCUGGACCCCUGCUGGUCUUUGAAGAAGCCUUUUACAGUUUCUGCAAAGCAAACGACAUGGAGUACCUGACGGGCCGUGUCUGGAUCGGGUUUUGGCUCAUCAUCAUCGUGAUCGUCACUGUGGCCUUCGAGGGAAGCUUCCUGGUCCGCUUCGUCUCCCGUUUCACCCAGGAGAUCUUCUCCUUCCUUAUCUCCCUCAUCUUCAUCUGCGAGACCUUCAUCAAGCUCGGCAGGAUUUUCAAGGAGCACCCCCUGAAACGUUGCUCCCUCAACAGCAGCAUAGAAGAGAACUCCUCAGCAGAAAUUAUCUCAUUCAUGCCGAGCAACAGCACCCAGAAGAUAACGGUCAAAGGCGAGCCCAACACCGCGCUGCUCUCUCUGGUUCUCAUGGCCGGAACAUAUUUCAUCGCUUUCUACCUGCGCAAGUUCAAGAACAGCUCGUUCUUCCCCGGAAGGCUUCGCAGGAUUAUUGGAGACUUCGGUGUACCAAUUGCCAUCCUCAUCAUGGUGCUGGUGGAUUACAGUAUAAACGACACAUACACACAGAAACUGAGCGUUCCUGAAGGUUUCUCUGUGACGAGUCCCCAUAAACGUGGCUGGAUCAUCAAUCCUCUGGGUUCGAACGGUGAAUUCCCCAUCUGGAUGAUGUUUGCCUGCUGUUUCCCCGCUCUCCUGGUUUUCAUCCUCAUCUUCAUGGAGACUCAGAUCACCACCCUGAUCGUGAGUAAGAAGGAGCGGAUGCUGGUGAAGGGCUCUGGUUUCCAUUUGGACCUGCUGCUGAUUGUGGUGCUGGGCGGUUGCUCGGCUCUGUUCGGCCUGCCGUGGAUGGCUGCCGCGACAGUUCGCUCAGUGACCCACGUCAACGCCCUUACUGUCAUGAGUAAGGCCGUCGCCCCCGGAGACAAGCCUCGCAUCCAGGAGGUGAAGGAGCAGAGGGUUACCGGGCUCUUGGUGGCCAUCAUGGUUGGUAUGUCCAUUGUGAUAGGCAAGCUGCUGCGUCAGAUCCCCCUUGCGGUGCUGUUUGGUAUCUUCCUCUACAUGGGUGUGAUGUCCCUAAAUGGUAUCCAGCUAACAGAGCGGAUGAUGCUGCUGCUCAUGCCACCAAAGUAUCACCCAGACCACACCUACGUGCGCAAGGUCCGUACGCUGCGUAUGCAUCUGUUCACCUGCAUCCAGCUGGUGUGUCUGGGCGUCCUGUGGGCCGUUAUGUCAACGCAGGCAUCGCUGGCUUUCCCCUUCGUCCUCAUCCUCACCGUCCCUGUCAAGAUGUUCCUGCUGCGCCGCAUCUUCACCACCAGAGAGAUUGCAUGUCUGGAUGCGGACGACGCAGAACCGAAGUUUGAUGAGCGCGAGUGUCACGAUGAGUACUCGGAGAUGCACAUGCCUGUGUAACCCUUUUUAAGAAGCCCUCGUAUCACCACUCAACUCCUUACAGAGGACAAACUAGAAUCCUUCAAUCACUACCGACCAAUGAGUCCUGAAACACAUCACUGUGCACCUCUUUAUUAUCACUUGUGAACGUACAGUAUGUCAGAGGUCUGGGUGGUUGAUACUUUGGUUAACUAUUUAAGUUGCGUUUUAUCAGAUCGUUGGGGUGAAAGAGUAAAAUCCAACAGAGGAGAUCAGACAGAUUCACAUUCACUUAUAAUAUAGUUUUUUAAAAAUAUAUAUUUCAGGGGACAAGAGAUUCCAAAUCAAAUGAUGUGAUCUCGAGCUCGAAAUUAAACGCGAUUAUAUUAGAUUGUAGUAGAAGACUGAUUAACUUUUAGCCCUGAAAGGUUGCUCUGAUUCACAUUGAAUAUGUGGAGGAUAUAUGGGAUUUAUUCUUUAUAUUAACAUGCCGAGUUAUUGCUUUUCAAGUUUGUCGCUUUGUUCAUGUUUUAAGCUCACCAAGCGCCUUAUGAAGGAGAUAAAAAGGUUGUUUUUUUUCCCCUCAUGCUGUCUUAUUCUAGACAGUCGAUCACUUUACCCGCCUCCCGAAGCUCGUAGCACUUUUUUUAAGGCACCAAAUCUGAACAAUGACUGUAUUUUAUGUAAUCAUUUUAUCUCCUUAGUGUCCUCUCAAAUCUCAUAAAUAUCAGUGUUGCUUUAGUUUUGCUUCUUAAAUGACUUUCUGUGAUUGAUUUUUAACCUGUCCUUUCUGUAACCAGUCUUUUCUGUUUUGUACUCAAACAAUUUUAGAUGAAAGUCGGGCUUUUAUGUCAAAUAAUGUAUCUGCAGUGUAUUAAGAUCACCAUCAGAGGGAGAUAUUGCAGGACUGUGAUGAUUGCGUACCAAAAACAAUACAUGAACAGGCAGUUUCUCAUGACACUAAUGCCAUGACAUCAUGUUUGUCAUCAUGACACAUUUGUUUUUUUUUAGUAGAAAAUUAACACAGUGGCAUAAUGAAUAUACUCUAAAUGUCUCCAUGCACAUGUUUAGGGCACUAAUGUACUAAUGUAGAGUUUGUUUUGAGGUCUCACUUGGUGUUGGUUGAUUUAUGGGAAUCACUGUAAUUUAUUAGUUUCUUUGUCCAAGUGCCAAAUGUCUCGUGUAAAUAGUUUUGUGAUCAGAACAAUAAGCUGCAGUUCAGCCAUCUCAACGUCUCCUAACAUUAUAAGCCUACCUUAAUAAAAUUACAUAGUAUAACAUUCCUAGUUUUAGCUUUAUUAUUUUUUGGGCAUCGACUAAUUGUUUAAACAUUUCAUUUCACGCUCAUGUGAACUUAGUCGACCAAAUUUCCACACAAGCUGUGUAGACAAUCUCAAUAUUCAUGCAUUACUGAGAGGGAAGGCUUUUAAAAAUAUACAUAUAUAUAAAUAUAUAUGUAUUUUUUUUGUUUUGUGUCAUGUUGUAUCAGUGUGACAUGGAUUGGUUAAAGCUUUGACUGUGUCAAAUAAUACAUUUUCGGUCCUCUGUUACUCUCAAGUGUGUAUUUCAGACACUAUUUUUCCCUCUGAACUGGCCCGUCUCAGCCUGACUGUCAUUGUGAUCUUGUGCCUGUUUGGUGUCACAAAAUUGCACAAAAUCUCAAGUGCCUGUGGGACCAUGAAGUGAUCAGCUACAAGUGUCUGUUGUGUUUUGUAAGGAAGACACACGUGUUACAAUAGUUUGCACUUUUCGAGAGGCUCAUUAAUCAAACAUCUCUUUAUUAUUUAUCUGUUGCAUUAUGAGGCAUUAUUGCUGUUUUUUUGAAGAUUCAUUUGGAGUAUGUCACAGUUUUUUAAUAAUGUACACUCACAUUUGUCUGGAUCAUGGUCAUGGACAAUGAAGGGGAUGUUAAUGAAAAGUAGGCAGUACAGUGUCAGUUUUAUGUUUGCUUAUUGUGCCUGUGGAUGAAAUGAAGGUUGUCUGUGUAUGCCAAAGUAUCUGUCAAAGUCAUGAAAUGCUGAUACAAAUUGUUGUUCCAUUUCAAAAGCAAUACAGAGUCCGAGAGGCUAUUGCUGAUGUUCCCGUGUACAUUAAUGGUUGAAAUAUUGAUGACAAAUAAAAAGUUAUUUUCUAUUUA
Messenger RNA from Morone saxatilis (striped sea-bass), 6073 nucleotides. It is a transcript of the gene slc4a2b, whose product is annotated as solute carrier family 4 member 2b. NCBI's taxonomy places the organism in Eukaryota, Metazoa, Chordata, Actinopteri, Moronidae. Gene Ontology annotation, cellular component: apical plasma membrane; basolateral plasma membrane; plasma membrane. The record is from RefSeq and is a predicted model, not a curated record. Gene Ontology annotation, molecular function: monoatomic anion transmembrane transporter activity; solute:inorganic anion antiporter activity. Gene Ontology annotation, biological process: regulation of intracellular pH; transmembrane transport; bicarbonate transport.